AUGGAGUCUUUCAUGGAGGCUGGAGCAGCAGCUUAUGAGAAAUCAGGUAAGAUCAUCUCAUUCUCACUCUUGUUUCAGAAAAGUUUGGUUGAGAUCUUUCCCCAGAUGACAAAGGGGAAUACAGAAGGUGAAUGUCUCCCCUACAAGUGCUCAGGAAUUGACACUCUCGAAGAAAACUAUAGUUGGCAAAUUCAGGUUAAUCACAACUUCAAAAUAUUUAAAAAUCAUGAGAGUCAGCUGUGUGAAGUCCUCCAGAAUAAGUUUGGUUGUAUCUCUACCCUGGUCUCACCAGCUCUGGAGAGCACCAAUUCUGUGCCAGUCUUCAGAAAAAUGCUGACUCCCAAGAUAGAGGUAUCAGUCUGGAAGGAUGACCUCACCAGACAUGCUGUUGAUGCUGUGGUAAAUGCAGCCAAUGAACAACUUCAACAUUCAGGAGGCUUGGCCUGGGCCCUGGUGAAAGUUGGUGGCUCUGAAAUUCAAGAAGAGAGCAGAAGACUUGUUGUCAAACAUGGUAAAGUACCAACUGGUGAAAUAGCCAUUACGGGAGCAGGUAGGCUUCCUUGUAAACUUAUCAUUCAUGCUGUUGGGCCUCAGUGGUUAGGGAUAGAUGGACAGAGAUGUGUUGAAGAGCUGAAAAUGGCCAUUACAAAUAUUCUAGGUUAUGUCUUCUAUAAAAAUCCAAACAUUAGGACAGUUGCAAUACCAGCCAUAAGCUCUGGGAUCUUCCAUUUUCCUCUGGAUUUGUGUACAGAGAUCAUUGUGAGAACUAUCAGUUUGUUUGUCCAACGUGAUCAAGGAGUCAGUAAUUUGAAAGAAAUUCACCUGGUGAGCAAUGAGGACCCUACUGUUGCUGCCUUUAAAACUGCUUCAGAAAGCAUCCUAGGAAGGAACGAGUGGGAAUCCUUGGUAAGUCAAGAAGCCCUGCCCCUCCUUUUGUUGCUGUCCUACUUAACCCUCACCAGAAUUGCCUUUGACGUCCAUAAUUCUACCAAAGGUCUCUUCAAGGGAGUCAGUGCUGAAAUGGCAAAGAGUAAGUCCAUGUUGUCGGGUUUCAACAACUACACUGUUCCAGUCUCUAGAGAGGAGAAAAGAGAAAAUGGACUCAAAGCUCCUGUCAUCAAUCUGAUGGGAUCCGACAAGGAAGACAUGUGUGAAGCCAAAGAGUGGAUCUACAAGAUGCUGACCCUCCAGGGGCACCACACCAUUGAGAAUAAUCACAUCCUCUACCUUGGGAAAAAGGAACAUGACAUUUUGUCUCAGCUUCAGGAAACCUCAAGUGUCUCCAUUUCAGAGAUUAUCGAUUCAAGAAAGGCAAAAUUAGAGAUUAAAGGAGCCCAGGCCGACCUCAUUGAGGUGGUUAUGAACAUUGAACAUAUGCUGUGUAAAGUUCAGGAGGAAAUGGCAAGAAAAAAGGAACAAGAACUUUGGAGCUUGUUAGGACAGUGGACUGACCAGCAACCAGAAAACCAGGAUGAAAUGAAAAGAAAUAUCAAUUUCACAAAAUUUCGUGAAACAUUUUCAAUGCAAGCACUUCAGGAUAAAAAGAAACAGUUUGAGAAAUGUGGUUUUCAGGUCAUAAAGGUGGAGAAGAUAAACAAUGAGGUUCUGAAGGCUGUCUUCCAAACCAAGAAGAAAAUGAUGGAAGGGAAAGCACGGAAGGACCCUGUAAGCCACAGGUUGUUUCAACAAGUCCCACACCAGUUCUGCAAUUUGGUCUGCAGAGUUGGCUUUCAAAGAAUGUACUCAGGGCCCUGCGACCCAAAAUAUGGAACUGGCAUAUACUUCACCAAGAACCUCAAAAAGCUAGCGGACCAGAUCAAGAAAACCUCUGCCAUGGAUAAGCUGAUCUAUGUGUUUGAGGCUGAUGUACUCACAGGGUCCUUCUGCCAGGGUUGUCCAUUAAAUAUUGUCCCCCCACCAUUGAGUCCUGGAGACAUGGAUGGCCAUGACAGUGUGGUUGACAAUGUUUCCAGCCCUGAGACCUUUGUUAUUUUUAGUGGCAUACAGGCUUUGCCCCAAUAUCUUUGGACUUGCACGCAGGAUCAAGUACGGUCACAGGAUUACUCACAGAUGAUGAUUUGUCCAUGGCUAAAUUGGGAAAGAUCCCCAAAAGGUAGUUCUGUUUAUUAA
Messenger RNA from Orycteropus afer afer, 2130 nucleotides. RefSeq names its product poly(ADP-ribose) polymerase family member 9 (gene PARP9). Gene Ontology annotation, molecular function: ubiquitin-like protein ligase binding; transcription corepressor activity; NAD+ poly-ADP-ribosyltransferase activity. The transcript has 9 exons. Bases 1 to 2130 code for a protein of 709 amino acids. NCBI's taxonomy places the organism in Eukaryota, Metazoa, Chordata, Mammalia, Tubulidentata, Orycteropodidae. Gene Ontology annotation, cellular component: cytoplasm; nucleus. Gene Ontology annotation, biological process: negative regulation of gene expression; positive regulation of type II interferon-mediated signaling pathway. The record is from RefSeq and is a predicted model, not a curated record.